Diatraea saccharalis (sugarcane borer) is the source of this 1407-nucleotide messenger RNA. Lineage: Eukaryota; Metazoa; Arthropoda; Insecta; Lepidoptera; Crambidae. The record is from the annotation of a GenBank genome assembly.
AUGGUGUUCCAGCAAACGUCGUUAUCAACGAAAGUGGCUCAGCGAAUGUCAUUCGGUUUGCUGGGCAGUAAGGCAGCGGGGCGCUGCGAGUUUGUCCGUAUGAAGGGACCAGGCGGUAAGGGGCAUGCUGAGAUGGCUGUGUCUAGGCCCAACACGUCUGGACUCGAUACACCAGCCUCGGAGCCUGGCCUGCCCGUCACAGAUCUAUGGGAUGACGACUGGGACACCGACCCUGAGGAUAUGUUCAUAUAUCGUCACCAGCGACGGCUAAGCGAUCCUAGCGCUAAUCUGAAUAAUUUCGUGCGCGGCGGGUGGCGCGCGAAGGACUCUAAAGACAAAAGUCGAUCUGAGAACGAGGGACUUGAUGCACUUGUUAACGGUCUAGCUGAAGUCGAGGCGGGAGAUCUACGCUCAGACUCUCGGGCUUCCUCCGGGCGCCGCGCCCCCGUCCCUCCGCCCCCGCCUCCGCCGGGCCCUCCGCCUCGCAUGCGGGAGGUGUGCUCUCGACCGCUACCCGAUGUAUCAUCGCCCGCGUGUCUGCACGUGGUGUCUCCACGCCGGGCUCGCCCUGCCACCCCCGCCGCCCGCCUUCCUCUCCGCCGCCCGCCGGACCGUGUCGUCCGCACCGUUUCCGUCGAUGAAGAAUGUGAGCUAGCGGCCGAAGCGGCCGCGUGGGCCGGUGCCGAACCUUCCUCCGGCUCCCGGUAUCCAUGCGGGGCCUGUACGAUGCGCGGGGAAGAGGAGGGCCCGGCAGAGAGCGGGGAGCGAGCAUGGAAGGCAGGCGCGGAGGCGGGCGGGGGUGGGGCCUGUGCGCGGGCACUAUGUACGUUGCCGAGGGCGGAGGGGGCGGCGGCGGCGCAGUACCGCGGCGCGCGACUACCUCCUCGCCGAGCCACCGUGGACGGCACGCACGUGUACUACUGGUGCGAUCUACCCGCCGCACGGACGCACGGUAUGAUAUACACUAGAGAUGCGCCGAAUAGUGGUUUCACCGAAUAACCGAUUACUAUUCGGUUUACCAUCUCAUUGUUUUGCCAGGUAAACAGCUUUAAAAACAAAUUGUGAUUUAAAGUUGAAUUGCUUUAUUUUAUUAGAUUUAUUGAACACAUUCUUCGUAAGAUUUCUUUGACUACUAGUACUACUUAAAUCUUACUUAUGUAGUUUUGGUUUUUAGUAGUAUACCGUUAGUGUCAUUAAAAAAAUAGAAAUAUUCGAACCGAAUAUAUUCGUUACCGCAACCGAAUAAUUUCGUCGAAUAAAAAUAGUAAAAAAGAUGCAAAUAUGCCGAAUACCGAAUAACAAACGAAUAUUCGGCGCAUCUCUAAUAUAUAAACAUUAUACCACCAUUACACCACCAUGAUGCGGCCCGAUGAUGCAACAGGAAUCGAUGUAGCGGCUGAAUUAUAA